Messenger RNA from Bubalus bubalis (water buffalo), 1926 nucleotides. RefSeq names its product cysteine and glycine rich protein 1 (gene CSRP1). Gene Ontology annotation, molecular function: structural constituent of muscle; actinin binding. Gene Ontology annotation, biological process: muscle tissue development; sarcomere organization. The coding region runs from base 337 to 918 and encodes 193 amino acids. Gene Ontology annotation, cellular component: nucleus; Z disc; cytoplasm. NCBI's taxonomy places the organism in Eukaryota, Metazoa, Chordata, Mammalia, Artiodactyla, Bovidae. The record is from RefSeq and is a predicted model, not a curated record. The transcript has 6 exons.
GCCCAGGUCAGGUUUUCAUUAACCGUGGGCCUCCUGGUAGAAGGCAGACUGGGGAGGCUUCUUUGAGAGGCUGCUGGAGCUGAAGUUUCUGUAAGCCGGCUUCUUGUGAGGUUGGGUUGGAGAGGACGGGGAAGUCGUGCAUUGGAUAUAUUGAGGCACCGAGGAGAAUAAAGGUCGCCACUUGCCACCCUCGGACGUGUCGGCAAAUAAGGAAAGAGUCACGACCCUGGGCAGGAGAGCUGGCCUUUCCCGAGAGAACAGCCGGCUGACGUCUGUGCUCCCCAGCCCGGGACUGGCCUGUGUCUUUCGCCGACUCGCCUGGGGCAGCCUGUGAGGAUGCCGAACUGGGGAGGAGGCAAGAAGUGUGGGGUGUGCCAGAAGACGGUGUACUUUGCUGAAGAGGUCCAGUGCGAAGGCAGCAGCUUCCACAAGUCCUGCUUCCUGUGCUUGGUCUGCAAGAAGAACCUGGACAGCACCACCGUGGCGGUGCACGGCGAGGAGAUCUACUGCAAGUCCUGCUACGGCAAGAAGUACGGGCCCAAGGGCUACGGCUACGGGCAGGGCGCGGGCACCCUGAGCAUGGACAAGGGGGAGUCGCUCGGCAUCAGACACGAGGAAGCCCCCGGCCACAGGCCCACCACCAACCCCAACACGUCCAAGUUCGCCCAGAAGGUCGGGGGCUCCGAGCGCUGCCCGCGGUGCAGCCAGGCCGUCUAUGCAGCCGAGAAGGUGAUUGGCGCUGGGAAGUCCUGGCAUAAGUCCUGCUUCCGAUGUGCCAAGUGCGGCAAAGGCCUCGAGUCCACCACCCUGGCCGACAAGGAUGGCGAGAUUUACUGCAAAGGAUGCUACGCAAAGAACUUCGGGCCCAAGGGCUUCGGCUUUGGGCAGGGGGCUGGGGCUCUGGUUCACUCUGAGUGAGCCCCCUGCACCCAUGCCCCGCUGCCCACGCCAUGCUUCUCAUCACCCCCCACCCCAGCGACCUCGAGACUGCCAGGCUCCCUCCCUCCCUCAGCCCUGCACGUGUCGCUAAGGACUUGACCCAGGGCGUCUGGCUCCUUUUGGUUUGGGCGUCUGCUGGAGGGCCCCCUCCCAGGUGCACCCCCACCCCGUCUGGCCUGCCAUGUCACCAGCUGGGCCUCUGGCUCUGGCUGUCCCCCCACCUCUCCCCUCCCCUGCCCUCCCCUCCCCACAGACUCCCGCCCUCAGAGGCUGAGUAUCCAUCAUCGGGGGCCCUGCAUGGGGAGGACCGUGCUCCUAGUGGGUGGCCUCCUAGUUCCCUCAGAGCAGGCCCGGGGCGUCCCCGCCCAGGAGUCACGGGGGAUGUGCAGAGGGGCCCGAAUGGAGGGGCUACCUGCCCUGGCCUAUCGCCUUCGAGGCUGUGGGCCACGGUACCCCCCAGCUCGGGGCGGGGGCGGGGAGGGGGGCGCAAGCCAGGCCCUAGGGCCCCGGUACAGGAUGUGGUCUGGCCUCCCUGGGCUUGAGCUCCCGUGUGGCAGGGCCCUGAUGAAACACCCCUGACCUUACGGCCACCCAAACCUGAGGGCGUCUCUGCCCAGCCUGGGUCCCGAGGCUGUGGGGGAUGGGGGUGGGGGGGCUGCUCCGCCAGCGCAGCCCAGCCCGGGAAUCGUCCUCAGCAUGGCCAGCUUGACCCUGAGGGAGGGAGGCGCACGCAGCUUGCCUUCACCUGGAUACCCGCCCCGCCCCGGCUCACCUGGGCCCCACCCUUUUCCUGGGACCCUCCCCCUCUGGCCACACCACCCACCCCUUCCAGGCCCCAGGUCCAGAGCAGCAGGAGGACGGGGCGGGCCAGGCCCGCUGACCCCAGGGACGGAGGGUGAUGCCACGUGGCGCUGCCUGGACCCAGGGCUGCAGCGCGGGCUGUGCUCAAGCUGACCUGCACCCCGUCAAUAAAGCUGUCAGAACAGA